Molecule: messenger RNA, 5654 nt
Organism: Marmota flaviventris (yellow-bellied marmot)
Lineage: Eukaryota; Metazoa; Chordata; Mammalia; Rodentia; Sciuridae
Gene: Stx3
Product: syntaxin 3
Biological process (GO): vesicle fusion; intracellular protein transport; exocytic insertion of neurotransmitter receptor to postsynaptic membrane
Cellular component (GO): postsynapse; SNARE complex; endomembrane system
Molecular function (GO): SNAP receptor activity; SNARE binding
Source: RefSeq, a predicted model, not a curated record
GCGCGGGCCCUUUAACUAGGAGCGCGGGCGCGGCCAGGUAAGGGGCGGGCCUGCGGGCGGAUGAGCGCUGCGCGCCGGCGCCGGCCCGGGAGCCGGAUUUGGAGCGCUCGGCGGCGGCGGGGGCCGGAGGAGGCGGCGCGGCGGAGCCUCGGUGGCCUGGGACGCUCCUCCUAGCGAGGGCCGCCGCCCGCCUCCGCCUGGAGCUCCCUCGCCCCGGCCGGGACCGGCCGCCACUUCCGGCGGUUCCUCUGGGACGCGCUCACCUGGGACGCGUUACCUGCCUCCGGGCACCUGGGCUGCAGGAUGAAGGACCGGCUGGAGCAGCUGAAGGCGAAGCAGCUGACACAGGAUGAUGAUGCCGAUGAGGUGGAGAUCGCUAUUGACAACACAGCUUUCAUGGAUGAGUUCUUUUCUGAGAUCGAGGAGACUCGGCUCAACAUUGACAAGAUCUCAGAGCAUGUGGAGGAAGCAAAGAAACUCUACAGUAUCAUUCUCUCUGCACCAAUUCCAGAGCCAAAAACCAAGGAUGACCUUGAGCAGCUCACAACCGAGAUCAAGAAAAGGGCCAACAAUGUCCGGAACAAACUAAAGAGCAUGGAGAGGCAUAUUGAAGAAGAUGAAAUCCGCUCAUCAGCAGACCUUCGGAUUCGGAAAUCUCAGCACUCCGUCCUCUCUCGGAAGUUUGUGGAGGUGAUGACCAAGUACAAUGAGGCUCAGGUGGACUUUCGUGAACGCAGCAAAGGGCGAAUCCAGCGGCAGCUUGAAAUUACUGGCAAAAAGACAACAGAUGAGGAGCUGGAGGAGAUGCUAGAGAGUGGCAACCCUGCCAUCUUCACUUCUGGGAUCAUCGACUCGCAGAUUUCCAAGCAAGCCCUCAGUGAGAUCGAGGGUCGGCAUAAGGACAUUGUGAGGCUGGAGAGCAGCAUUAAAGAACUUCAUGACAUGUUUAUGGACAUCGCCAUGCUGGUGGAGAACCAGGGCGAGAUGUUAGAUAACAUAGAGUUGAAUGUCAUGCACACAGUGGACCAUGUGGAGAAGGCACGAGACGAAACUAAAAGAGCUGUGAAAUAUCAGGGUCAGGCCCGAAAGAAAUUGAUAAUUAUCAUUGUGAUAGUAGUUGUGUUGCUGGGCAUUUUAGCAUUGAUUAUUGGACUUUCCGUUGGGCUGUAAUGAGUGGCCUGCGGGGCUGCUGCACUGAAAUAACCUGAUUUCACUCCAGCCUGGUGGGACCACCUUUAUCUUCAGAUGGGAAUGGAGUCUGAAUGGCCUUCCUGAGAGCAAAGGGAACCCGUUCCUUUGUUUCCUUGUAACCAUCCUUGGACCUGACUCAGCAAUCAAUCUAGCCCUGGAGGAAUCUAACCUACCUGAUGCAACCCCAAGUUCUCCUCAAAACCAACUCCUGCCCCAGCAACUGAAGUACCUUUCCUCCUGGACCAUAUGAACUGACCCAGAUUUUUCCCUCCUGUGGUGUGUCAAAUUAUGCCUUGCACCUUGGAAAUCCCAUGUGAGACUAUCCCAAGGUGCUGCAUCUUCUACCUCAUGGAGUAUACUCCCAGAAAUUACAGUGUAUUUUUCUAGGGGAGUAUCUUUAACAAAGCAGAUGGAUUCUUCUAAAUUUGGCAACAAUAGGGUUUAGAUGGGAGACUUCUGCAUGGCAGGAUGCCAGUCCUGUCGGUCCUGAAAACAUGAGUGACUGGCAGAUGCCAUUUUGGUCCAAAAAGUUGACUUGCUUGAAAUUCAACUUCAAAUUAAGCUUUUAAUAAGAUCAACCUGGGGGCCAAUUUGGUCUUUCUCUAGGUUGUGUUCUCAUGUUUACUCAAAGAGGGACCAAGAUGAUAGUCAUCUGAGGUUGCCAUUUUCCAAGGCUGAGGAUUUGGAAUAUUUGUUUCCCUAUGAAUUUUGGAAACUGGCUUUUCACCUUUGGAGUGACUCUUUGUGAAGCUGUUGCCCUGAGGCCAAAAUUAACCAGGGAUUUAAAAUUGGGCUGGGGACAAGGUGCUAGAGUCUCAGACUCUGAAAAGGUUUCAUGAGGCUGAGUGUUCAGUCACUCAUGUGUUCAGGUGUAUUUUUAAAAGUGUGUAUAUGAGAUGCAUGUACAUAUAUAUGUGUCUGUUUCUCAGGAAAUAGGAAACUAGAAAAGAAAGAUACUAUGACCUCAAAAAUUAAAAAAAAAAACUUUUUUGAGCUAGACUAAAAAUUAGAUAAGUUGCUUUUGUUUACCUGCAAAUGAAUCAUUGUAGAAAUAUGAUCAUCUUAUGUCAUCAACAAAGUUGUUUUCUAGAAGAGAACUGGGAGAAUCAAAUGAGAUAUUCAGACUGAGGACUGAGUUGAUUUCUGGUUUCUGUGCAGCAGGUACAGGUGUAAUGGUUUGACACCUCUCCCUAUCUGCUACCUCCACUAGGCUUUCCCUGAGAACAUCCCACAGCAAUCCACAUGACCUAUGGGAUGUCCUGUCUUAGAUGGAGUUAGUUGGGAGAGACCGGAGACUACCUGCUAUUGGGUGAAUGAGCUUGACAGGUUCUUUGUUUUCCCCAGUUCUUGUCACAGAGGAAGCAACAGCCAGGAAAUUUUCGUGUAGUGACUGCUAAGCUGUAGGUAGCCCCUAGAUCCCUGUCAGUCUCCCUGAUUUUGGGUACUAGCUGUAUUUCAGCUUUGACAGUAAUGCUUUCUAAAGAAGAGAAAGCACCCUGAUCCAGGCACUGCCUAUUAGCUUCCUGUGCAAAGGCUCCUCACUUCUCACUACCCAACACUCAGACAGAGCCACAGGGAUGCCCUUCUCCCCAUGGCUAUGAUGUUAGAAGACAGGCUGUAAUCUCAGGCCUUUACUGUCAUCUGAGACUGAGGCCUGGGGCUUAAAGUUUGGAAUGCAACACAUGAAGGGUUUUUGUAUUUUUUAAAUGUAAAUUUGAUUAUUUUAUUGCUAAUUUAAAAAUAAAUGACUUUCUAAUGAUUGCAAAUCAGUUCUGUCUCUUGUCUCCCUGCAAACACUUGGUGAUCUGGUGCCACCAUGUGGUGGUUUCUGUUCAGGUUUUGGGACUCUGGUGGUUUAGAAAGUUCAAUUUUUUGAAAGUGGCUUCACUCCCAAAGAAUGCAGUGUAACUGCACUUGAGUUUCAGAGUUGAGGUCCUGCCCACAAAAGAAUUUGUUCAUUCGUUCAGAGCACCUUGCUAUUUUUCUGUGAACACUCCGGGUUCCAGAAGCCAGAUCCAUCACUCUUCCCUUCUGCUGCUCCUUUUCCCUUUGUACCCUCCUCCAUGUUCAGAGGCACCAGUCUUCCUUUAGUCAGAACUAUCUCCUUCACAGUGAUGUCAUUGCUCAUGUGCUUUUUCUUUCCUUGUCUGGAUGAGCAGAAGAAGAUCAUGAUCAUGAUCUGCUGUGUUAUCCUUGUGAUCAUCUUGGCUUCCACCAUUGGGAGCAUAUUUUCCUGAAAAAGGUGAGCUGUCAUCGGGGAGGAGGGUCAGGUCUGCUUUCACUAAACACUCUUGUGUUCGGGAGCAUUCACUGUUUGUUGCCAGUUUCCCUAAUCUGUGUGUGAUGAGGUGCUAGAAUAGGUAAAGAGUAAACUAAGGAAAAGGAUGUUUCAGAUAAAAAUGAGUGGAGCUGGUAGCAGUCAGUGGGAGAGCAAGGAAGAAAGGAGGCAGAAAUCUGUCCCAUAACUGCACCUGGGAGCAGAAUGCUUUGUACAGGUCAAAUUGUUGAUUCCUGCUGUAAAAAUUGAGCCUUGGUGUCUGGGAAUGGCAGAAUGAGAAAGAAUUAGCUCUUGCAUUAGGUGGACCCUGAACUGGGGUUAGGAUAAGAUAGUAUAACCUUGUGAAUACUGUCUUACCCCUACUGAAGAGGGAGUUAUUUGAAAAUAAAAUACCAUGCUCUACAAUCUAUGAUUUUUUCCCCUCCAUUCUUCUGUUAUUUCCUUCUGCCCUCACAGAUGGAUCUUCGUGGCAUUUCCAAUCCUUCUCCCACCUUUGUGGGGUCAUCACUUCACUGCAGACUCCUCAUCAGCUUCACCUCUUUCCAUUAGGCAACUUAUUAUGACACAAGGCAUCAAUCAACUACUUAUUACGUUAUGCAAAGGGAGAAUAUAUGCAAAUAUGAAAAUGGGAGGGGGAAGGAAUGAAGGAACAGAGGGCACAGCAAUAUGUAGUUGGUUAGGCAAAUGGUUUAAAGGAAGGGCCUGCAGGGUACAUCAAUAGGCAUAAUGGGUACCUGCUUAGGAGAUGACGACUGGAGCCCACACCAACAGGAUGGCUGUGGAGGCAGUUCCUGUAGCACACCCAGUUCAACAGGGUCUUCUGUGAACUGCUGUGAACUAAGAUCAGCACAUCUGUUACUUCUGCUUUUAAGGCUCUUCUAGGUCUCACCCUUGACCAACUAUAUAUCUUCUUCCUUCUUCAGGGUCCAACAGUAGUCUUCAAAUUGGGAGGUACCAGGCCUUGUCUUGCUCACUGCUCUGUCCCCAGUGCUUAGCACAGUGCCUGCCACUCACAGGUGCUCAAAUAUCUGCUGACUCAGCGAUCUAUCAUUAAGUUGUGAUUCCACUCACGGAUGAGUGCUUGGGAUUGACUCUUUAAAGGCAUCAAUGGGAACCUUUUAAAAAUUUUUUUACUUAUUUUUUUUAUUGUCAGAAGCUGUGAAAGCUGACAGCCACUGGGCUGAUACACUUAACAGCCCCCCCCCCCCCCCCCCGCCCCGUUUUGUGUGUGUGUGUGUGUGUGUGGGUGGUGAUGGUGGAGUCCUAUUAGUAGCCUCUUUCCAUAAAGAAGAUGGUUGGUUGCAGGAUGGCAGUUCACUAAUAGACCCCCAACAAAAGAAACAUGUUUAUAUCAAGACUGAACCUCCAACAGUCAACAUACCAUGCUCUGUAGUCCACACAAACAGGUGAAGUGUGAGGUAAGAAAGGAGGAGUAAGCGGUUGCUUGCUUUACUUCUUCGUGGUAUGUAUUGCAGGCUGAAACUGUUGGUUGGAAUGCACCAGCACAGAAGUGGUCCCGAGGCUGUGUCCAACUCAAGGUUGUUCUGUUCCCCUUUAAAAACUAUGUAUAUGUGAGUUCCAAUAUGAAUGAUUUACUUAGUGAUUACACUGCAAAAGGAUCACUAAAAAUACAUUAAAAAUUCAUAGUACAUGACUUGUUGAGGACCACCCAACUGUGCAGAUGUAUACUUCUGAAAGUCGGUGAUAAAUUCUUAUUUUCUUUUCUGGAGAUGUAAUUUUUUUUAAGAAAAUGGGAUAAAAAUGACAUUUUUAUCAGUGUGCUUUCUAUUAAUUUUCAAAAGCAAAUGGUUUAACAUUUCUUGUAAUUUGUGUUUCCUUUAGUUUGAAUAGGGGCUAUAACUGGCUAGCUCUGAAAUAUGGAUUAAUCUUGUUAUAAACAGGGUGCUGGAACCGUGGGAAUUUGAAUCACAUGGGGUCCUCAUUCACCCAGCAGUGGUAAUUUGUGUGCCAGAUGGCAUACGGCACUGUGCUAAUCCUGCAGAGACACAAAGAGCCUAACACUCCCCUCCUUGGAGACCUCCAGACUAGGAGGCACCAUGUAAUUUCAACUUUUAAGUUCCUUUGCUAAAAGCUUUGUUCCUUGUCAUAUUGUCCAACAUCCCCUCUUUCCAGAUUCAAAGAAGAUGGGUAGAUGGCACCAAUAAAUAUCUCUUGAAUCCAUUAA